Molecule: messenger RNA, 1017 nt
Organism: Fusarium coffeatum
Lineage: Eukaryota; Fungi; Ascomycota; Sordariomycetes; Hypocreales; Nectriaceae
Exons: 3
Coding region: 1-1017 (338 amino acids)
Source: RefSeq, a predicted model, not a curated record
AUGGUCAACGGUACAGAGGGACUGAUGGCACCAUCCGAGAGUCAUGAUGUCAAUUUCGAUGAUCCGCAGAACACAAUAAUCAUCUACAUGAACUACUGUUUUCUUUUCUUCCAGUUUCUUGUUAUUUUUUGUAUUCUUGUGCAACUUGUUUACGGCAAAAGCUGUGAACGACGCUUUCGGAUUUGUAUUAUCCUUCCAGCAUGCGCACUUACGGCGGCUGCCGGAUUACUAAUUGCUAUUGAAGAUGCCACCCAGAAUAACACCCUUGUUUUCGCUGCUGUGUUACUCUUGAUCUUAGGAACCGCUGUCGCAAGGUUAGAGAUCUCCAUUGCCUACUGCCGGGUACUUCAGACCAGCGAGUUGGCUCAAAAUGUUAUCCGCUUAGCAGGCGGUUUGGUGGUCAUCAGCUCCAUAGCUGCAUGGUUCGGCCUUCUGUUUGCUUGCAAGACAAUCGACGCGGCGUGGAACCUUCGACCGUCUGGAGAAGCUCAAUGUAUUGAUCGCUAUCGAUUCCACAUAUUACAAGCUGUCACCGGGAUUGUGGCAGAUGUCACGGUCAUGGUUGUCAUGUUGACCCUCUGCUUUCCGCUCCAACAGUCGUUGAAGAUCAAAGCGGUUAUCCUUGCACAACUCAGCAGUGGCAUACUUCUACCGAUUCCUGCUGUGGCUCGGCUUGCUAUCUUAGCUACUAGACACGAAGACACUGGCACGACGUUUGUACCGGCCCCAGUCAUACUGUGCUAUGUCAUUGAAGCCAACCUCGUCAUCGCCUACAGUUCAGUACCAAGCUUAAAGGAGUUUGUCAGGGAGUUCGCAAACAAGUGGUUUCGAGACGCAGCGUCUAUGGUGAACAGUGCGAUGGGCGGUCGUCAAGGCGGGAUGUUUCGGGAAAGCAUUUCAUGCCUAGGUGGUGGUGGUGGGUCAACGAACAGAACCGGUUCAGUUGCCGGUGAUUCAGCCCGGCAAGGAAGUCAGAUCGAGCUGACUGGUUGGACUGUUGGAUUGAGAGGCCCAUGA